Messenger RNA from Enterobius vermicularis (human pinworm), 3468 nucleotides. NCBI's taxonomy places the organism in Eukaryota, Metazoa, Nematoda, Chromadorea, Rhabditida, Oxyuridae. The record is from the annotation of a GenBank genome assembly.
AUGGCGUCAAAGAAGAAGAAGGGAAGUAAGAAGACAAGUGAAUGGAACGAUGAGGAAAGCGAAAAGAAACUGGCACAGUUGAAAUUACUGUCUGAAAGCGAAGAAGAAAGUGAUGAUGAUUCCUCAAUAGCGUUUCAGAAAAACAAGGGAAGGGCAGCUUUCAAUAUGCUUGCUGCUCUCGGUUCAGACGAGGAUAGUGAAAAGGAUGCAGCAAGUAAUGAUUCUGAAGUGGAGGAGAAAAAAGUAGUAGAAGAGAAAACCAAGAAAACUGGAAAGCAAAAGCAGCCUGGUGGUGAGAAAGUAGCAAAAGAAGCAGCCACUGCAAAGCCAAAAGAAUCAACAAAAGGGAAAGGGAAAAAAAGUAAAAAGGCUCAGAAAGAAGACGAAGAUUUGGAAGCUAUUCUUGCUGAUCUAGAAAAGCCAGUCGAAAAACCAGCUGGAAAAGGAAAAAAGAAAGGCUCUGAAAAGGUGGAAUCGGCUGUUGAGCAGACUUCUGUUACAGCUGUAGAGCCACCGUCUACUGAAGCUGUCGGAGAAGUCAAAGAAGGAACGAUUGAGAAAAAUGAAGCUGCUGAAGGGGAAGUACAGCCUAAGAAAAAAGAUAAAAAGAAGAAGAAAAAAGCUGCUGCGGAGGAAAAAGCGGAAGCAGAAGGGGCUAAGGAGUCAAGUGUUCCUUCGGAAGCGGCUGCAGUCAAAGAACCGAGCCCCGGUCCAGAAGCAAAAGAAGCUUCUGUAGAGAAAGAAGAAGGCGAGCUUACGGCUGCAGAAAAGAAGAAGAAAAAGAAGAAGGAAAAGGAGAAAGAAAAGAAGGCAAAGGAAGGUGAAAAGAAGGAGAGCAAGAAAAAGAAACAGGUAGAUAUGAUCAAGCAGUUAUUGCGACAGAGGCAGGAAGAGGAAGAAAGGAUUCUUAGAGAGCAAAAGGAGGAGGAAGAAAGAUUAGCUGCUAUUCAGAAGGCGAAAGAAGAAGAGGCACGUAUAGCGAGAGAGAAGAAGGAAGCUGAGAAGCAAAGGAAAAAGGAGCGUGACGAAAAACUGAAAGCUGAGGGCAAAUACUUGACUCCAGCACAGCGCGAAAAACUGCGCAGACAACAAGCUUUAUUAAGGAACGAAAAUUUCCUUUUACCAUCUGCUUUACGACAAGAAAGUGGAGACUCAGCUCCUGCUAAGCGACCAAUAUAUGGAAAGAGGAAGCCAAAGAAAGGACCUCAGCAGCAGGACAUUAAAACUGGUGAAGAGAACAAUGCUCAAAUAUCCGAUCUAAAGACUGCUGAUACGGUAAAUGAAAAUCAAAAAGUUGAGGCGGAGGCUAAGGAUAAGGUGGAUGAGGUUGCUGUGUCAUGGGAAGAUGAAGCAGAGAAUGAAGUAAUAGAAAGUUGGGAGGACCAUGCUGAGGAACCGGUUGAAAAGGCGAAAGAGCCUUUUGUUGCCAAUAAAACUAAGGAAGAAGUGCCAGUUGAAAAAAAGAAGGAUAGUGAUGUGUUGAAACCAACACUAAUUGUCGCGGAGAAGGAGGAAGAAGCAGAAAGUUCUUCUGAGGAGAGUUCUGAGGAAGAGUCAUCUUCGGAAGAGCAGAGCGACGAAGAAUCAAGUGAAGACAAUCGAGAAACAAAGGAACAGAUUAGGGAACGCGUCCGCGCUCGUUUAAAGAAGAGAAGAGAAGUUGCUGAGGCCAAGAGAACUGUAGAAGACCUACGUGCUCCUGUUAUUUGUGUACUUGGUCACGUUGAUACAGGAAAAACAAAAAUGUUGGAUACGAUUAGACGCACCAAUGUUCAAGACAGUGAAGCUGGUGGAAUAACCCAGCAGAUUGGUGCUACUCAAGUUCCUAAUCUUGCUAUAAAGGAGCGAACUAAAAUGGUUAGAGACUUCAACGUGGACGACAUUAAAAUUCCUGGCUUUUUGAUAAUUGAUACACCGGGUCAUGAAAGUUUCUCGAAUCUUCGUUCACGCGGUUCUUCACUUUGCGAUUACGCUAUUUUGAUUGUUGAUAUAAUGCACGGUCUUGAACCUCAAACGCUAGAGUCAUUGAAACUGCUGCUGAAAAGAGGAACACCAUUUGUUAUCGCGCUCAAUAAGAUUGACCGCCUCGUUGAUUAUGAAUCGAAUCCGCGUAAAGACGUUUAUCAGCAUUUAAAAUCGCAACCGACAAACACGCAGCUUCAUUUUAAAGAUUUGAAGGACAAAGUUGUCGUUCAAUUUGCUGAACAGGGUGUAAAUGUAGCGCUUUCUAAUGAAAACAAAGAUAGUUCUGAAUAUAUCAGCAUGGUGCCAACUUCGGCGUAUAUGGGCGAUGGUAUAGGGAACUUAAUGGCACAUAUUGUUAAUGAGUCGCAGACUAGGUUGGCCUCACAGUUAUCAUUCUGUGAAGAACUCGACUGUACUGUGAUGGAGGUGAAAGCUCUUCCUGGUCUUGGCACCACAAUUGAUGUAAUUCUGGUAAAUGGUACUUUAAGAGUUGGUGAUGUAAUUAUUCUCACAGGUACUGAUGGCGCUAUAGUAACACAAAUAAGAGAACUACUAAUGCCACAACCUCUUAAAGAACUUAGGGUGAAGAACGCGUAUGAACAUUACCAGUCAAUUCGGGGUGCCCAGGGCGUUAAAAUCUUAGCAAAAAGAUUAGAAAAAGCACUUGCUGGUCUACCUUUGUUUGUUGCGAGCAAGGAGGAUGAAGUCGAUGUGCUCAAGGAGGAUUGCGACGCGCAGCUUUCACGGGCACUUAUGGCAAUUAAAAAGAAACCUGAGGGCGUUUAUGUUCAAGCAAGCACGUUAGGUUCACUUGAAGCACUAUUAAGCUUUUUAAAGGCGCAAAAAAUCCCGUAUUCCAAUGUCAAUAUUGGCCCUGUUCAUAAAAAGGAUGUACAGAAAGCUGCAGCUAUGUUGGAACAUAAGGAAGAGUUUUCGUGCAUUUUAGCAUUUGAUGUUCCAGUUAGUAAAGAAGUUGAGCAGUUUGCAGCGAGCGAAGGGGUACGCAUUUUUUCAGCUGAUAUUAUUUAUCAUCUAGAGGACAACUUCCUAAAUUACAGGGAAGAGCUAAGGCUAAAACGUCGAAGGGAAAAUGAACAUUUAGCGAUCUUUCCAUGUAAGCUUAGAAUAUUACCUCAAUGUGUCUUUAAUGCACGUAAUCCGAUUGUUAUUGGUGUAUCGGUGGAAGCAGGUCAGCUAAGGAGGGGAACUCCUAUCUGCGUGCCUUCGAAAGAUCGUAUUGCUCUUGGUACAGUUGCCAGUAUUGAACGGAAUCACGAGCAAAUUGAAAUUGCAAAAACUGGUGAUGAGGUAUGUAUAAAGAUAGAAAACACUACUGGAGAGGCACCCAAGUUGUAUGGAAGACACUUUAGUUAUGAGGACACGCUUGUUAGCCGGAUAUCUCGUGAGUCAAUUGACGUAUGUAAAGCACACUUCCGGGAUGAUUUAUCCAAAGCUGAUUGGCAGUUAGUCGUGCAACUGAAAAAACUCCUUGAUAUUCUUUAA